Molecule: messenger RNA, 6938 nt
Organism: Colias croceus (clouded yellow)
Lineage: Eukaryota; Metazoa; Arthropoda; Insecta; Lepidoptera; Pieridae
Exons: 9
Coding region: 19-6600 (2193 amino acids)
Biological process (GO): chitin catabolic process; carbohydrate metabolic process
Cellular component (GO): extracellular region
Molecular function (GO): chitin binding; chitinase activity
Source: RefSeq, a predicted model, not a curated record
AGAUUGAUUUUUUUAAACAUGUGGCUAUGGUUCUUGUUGGGUUUCGCCGCGGUGUGGUCGGCGGACGCCGCAGGCGCGGGCGCCGCGCGGCUCGCCUGCUACGUAGAAAGCGCGCGAAAUUCUGACUUUACGGAGUGCACACACCUCGUUUACGCGGGAACGGCCAGAGGAGACAAACUCGACGCUCUUCUGAAGGACUACAGAAAACAUAAUCCCAAAUUGAAAAUUAUUGUGCGCGUCACGAACGAGGAUAAGGACUUCAAGGAAAUCUUGAAAUCGAAGUACAUCCAAGGUCUCGAGAUCCACGAUGCCCACCGGACUUUCAAUAGGACGAAAGUCUCCGAGUUGGUCGGGGAAGCGAGGUCCGCUGUAUCAUCAGCUAACAAGGGUCCGCUUCUACUGGCUUUGCCUGCUCAUCCAGAGCUAUUGGCUAAAUACUACGACCUGAGGACGCUGAUCAAGAAGGCAGAUCUGAUGAUGGUGCAGACCCAUGCUUUGGGAAUGGUGAAGAAGAUGACGUAUCACCCCAGUAGGCUGAGCGGCUUGUGGGAUAUGAUGAACACGGAUUCCGUAGUAGACCUAGUCAUAGGUCUCGGAGUGCCACCCUCCAAGAUCGUAAUAUCUUUACCAGCGACCGCCCGCCAGUUCACCCUACAAAACGAAACCCUCAGUACUCCGGGAAGUCCGACCCUGGAGGAACAGCCUAAGGAGAUAGACCAGGGGGAACUGUGCAGGCAACUGCAGAAGGGAAGGUGGACCCUAGAGAGGGACCAGGAUCUGUCCGCGCCUUAUGCCUUUAAAAAUUCCACCUGGAUAUCCUUCGAGGACUCAUCCUCCGUGGACGUGAAGGGCAAGUACGCUCGAGUGCGAGGGUUGGCGGGACUUGCGCUGUUUGCCGCUGAUAAGGACUUGGACUCGCCUUGUGGGAACACGCUGAGAUAUGCGCUCAAUAAAGUGCUGAAUCAGCAGAGCAGGGCUCCGAGGGCUGCUGUCUUGAGGUCCCUCGAGAACGAGAUCCUCCAGCCAAUAGCUGGUCGAGCGUUAGAUGCUCUGCAAGUGUCUCCCUACAGGAUAACGCAAGUUGUGGACGCAGAUGGUGUAAUACAUAAUAUCAGAGAGGACACCCGCACGGAGUUCUCGUGCUCCCGCCAGGGCUACUUCGUGCACCCGCGCUCGUGUGCGCGCUUCUACCGCUGCGUCAAGUUCGACCAGUACUCGCCCGACUAUACUGUGUUCGAGUUCGACUGUCCCGCGGGUCUGGAGUUCGACCCCCGGGUGGAGGUCUGUGUGUGGCCCGGGUCCAGAGCCGGGGCUGGAGCUUGUGCUGGGUCUGCGGAGAUCGCACCUGUACCCUCGAGUCGCUUCGUUUGCCCCAAUGUUGAAGGUUUCUACGCGGACCCCGAGAACUGCCGCUGGUUCUUCGCGUGUUUGGACCACGGCACUUCCCCGCUCGUGGCCUACGAGUUCCGCUGUCCCUUCGGUCUCGGGUUCGAUGCUCAGCGACGCAAAUGUGACUGGCCCUGGCUCGUGCCCGCUUGUAGGAACUUGGGCAGAUAUGAGGCGGAGGCCUUUGGGUUCUCUAAUGCUGUGUUGAGUGGUGCAACAGGUUUCCAAGGAAGAACAGCAGAUUCAGUGAACAUCGCGGCUCACCAGAGUCUCCUAUCUGGAGCUUCUCUUGACAACCUCGUGGGCUUACAGACCGGAUCCCUUUCACAAAACGACGCACUUGACAACAACUUCAUUGCAUCACAGGAAUUAGAAAACGCCAACUUUGACGACUAUUCAGCUCUUGGAAGUCAAGGAGAAUACAGUGGACUUUCAUACAAGGUCGUCGCAGCUGAUGCUAUCAACAGAGGACUAGUUCAAGCCACAAACUACCAGGACGAAGACAAAUACACGAGUGGUUCUCUCAUUCUUGAUGAAUACAGACUGCCCAGUAAAGUUAAGGCUACCGGCAAAUACGUUCCAGUUGGAAACUCUGGAAAAUAUGACCCCGGAAAGUAUCAAGUGAAAGCCAAGUACCAGGGAACAGCUAACAGCGGACAGAGAUUCCAAAGUGGGGUCUAUCGCAAAGACUUUUCAGGCGCUUACGUCCACAAUCCCAUCGGAGAUAGAGCUAAACCCUACGAGCAUACUGAGGUUCCUCCCGUUCCAUACAAACAUACAGUCGCACAAUACACAGUUAACAAUAACUUCGAUAGAGGAACUUAUUCGGGAACUUACGAUACUGGGUCUUAUAGCCAGGACGUGACAAAGACAACUGGUUAUGACUAUCCCAGACCAAGUGUGCAAUUUAGUGAAGGUCUUUACCAAAAUAACGCAUAUACCAAUGAUGCGGGAACUACUAGUGCUCAAUCCACAAGUACUUUCCACGGUUCUUAUGGAGGUGGUGAAGCUAAUUACGUUAGUGAUGACAAAGUUUAUCCAGGAGCCGCUCAUACUCUCACUGCAGGAGCAGUUAAUGUCGAUCUAGUUGGAAAGACUACCCUUGUCGAUGAAUCUAAUUACGGAUACCAAUACAGCCAGGGUUCGAAUCAACAAGCUGGUAUAUCUCAAUCUGGUGUGACUGUUACCCACGUGGGUACUAACAAUCAAAAUCUUGACGGUUUCUCAUAUCUAACCACUCCUACAUCUUCCGGUGUACCAACAACGGCUACUUCUUAUGCGGUCACAACCUCUUUACCCCCUACUUACAAAACUACGUAUGUCCCUGAAGCUCCAAGAACUAGCAUCAAACAGAUAUUCGGAUACACACAACCCGCCGUUACUUACGUUCAGCCAACAGUUGUUUCUGUUACACCUAGUGUUACCGUUAAUGGUUACAAAGAAAGCAGCUAUCAAAAUACAGGUUAUUCCACAUUUAACACUGGUACAACAAAAUCGGCAUCAACUGGAUACGAUUAUUCGAGACCCAGCGUCAGUUUUGAAGACGGCAUUUCCUAUUCUACACCCGCGACAGUUACAGUCACAAAACAGAGGCCACAAAGCUUUUCACACAACCAACAAACAUUCCACGAUCAAUCUAGCUUUGAUUACUCUUCCGCUACUCCAGUUACUGAAGAGCCAUUUAAGAAAAUAGUAGCGUACACAACGGGAGAACCAGUUUCUUAUGAACAGCCGACAGCUCAAUCGUUUAGUCAACAAACAAUUCAUAAAGUCGAAUCUGGUAAUGUUUACACGCAAUCUGCAGAUAACGGUGAAAGGUAUACCAAUACAGCCGUUUAUGAAACUUCUACACCUCAAUCAAGUGCAUCUGUAGAAACCCAAUCCCAAUUUGGACAGAAAACCAUACACACAGUAGAUGCGAAUAACGUAAAUAAUUUACAAAGUCAGUCAGGCUACGAGUACACACGCCCAAGUGUUAGCGUGUCUCAAUCAAGCGGAUACGAAUACAGACAACCGAGCGUUCAGUACGAAACACAGAGAGUAGUUCAGUACUCAACUCCAUCUACAUACACUUAUUCGACUACCGCCGCUCCAUCUGUCUCAACGGCGAAAACUGUUUACGAAAAUCCAUUAUUGAAAUACACAGUUAAAGCCACGCCGAUUACAUUCCAACAAACAUAUGUCCCACAAGUUUUCAGACAACACAAUCUUAAUAGAGGAACUGGAUAUCGCUACCAAUCCACCGCUCAGCCUAUUGUAUCAGUGCAACCCACUGCAUCGACUUAUCAAGUAUACAAUACACAGAAUUCGCAAGGAAAUUACGAAUCUGGUUAUGAAUACUCUCAGCCCUCAGUUACCGGUACAGUUUCAACUGUCGCGCCCGUUGUCGUCUCAACUGAAAGGCCGCAAGCCUACAGCCAACAAACCAUUCACAGAACUAACUUUGGUUCGGGAUACGAGUACAAAUCUCCAGCGCAACAAGUAGUCGCCGUUCAACCUGAUGACGCAUACCAAGCACAGGAAUAUAAUCAACAGAGUGAAUCUGGAUAUGAAUAUUCACAACCGGCUGUUGUUUUCACAGAAACUGUAUCAACAGCGGCACCGAUCGUCGUAUCUACCGAAAGACCUCAAGCCUACAGCCAACAAACUAUCAAUAGAGGUUCUUCCCGAAACAACUACCAGUAUCAAUCGACAGCUCAAACAACCGCUUCGACUUAUCAAACACAGGCAUACGAACAGAACGGCCAAGCAAACUAUGAAUCAGGAUAUGAGUACUCACAACCUUCGAUAACUUUCAAAGAGACGAGACCAGUGUCAACAGUUGCUCCUGUCGUUUUGUCCACUGAACGACCACAGUCGUUCGGUCAACAGACUGUACACAGAGUAGAACAACCCCGAGUUGAAUUGAGUUACCAAAAACCUGCAGUAACUGUAUUCGAAAAUCCCCUUUUAAAAUACACGCAAAAUAUUAAAGAAGAAGUAAAACAACCGAUUGAAUAUCAAACAGGACAACAAUCAUUCACACAAAAUGUGCGAUACAAUCAAGGAUAUUCAUAUGACCAGCCGGAGAUACAGCGGAAUGUGGAAGUAUCCAAUGCUCCCGCUUACUCUGACGCAAGUCUCGUAUCUCAUCAAGUAUUCCACCUUUCACAAGGAUCUGCUAAUUCCGAAAACAAUGGUAAUAGAGCAGUUUUCGUUUCGACGACUCCAGCCAACCUCGUGUAUGAAGCUCAUUACUCAGAAUACGAAGUACCUAAACAAAUCUCCACGUUUAAAUCAGAUUAUAACGACCAAAGAGGUCAAGAAUACUACAGAGUUUCGUCUACCGCUGCUCCUCUGCAUGAACAAAGACAAACAGUGAGCCAAGCCUCCGUUGACAUACCCAAUAGAGUAGAAUCAGUACAUUUCUCAUCCGUACCAAAUACACAGUUCAAACAAACUAGAUAUGAAUCACCUGAAAUACAAGUCGCAUACAAAGCUGAGGAGUAUCUGCCACCUGUAGUUUCAACAUCUGCUCCAGUGGUUACUUCGACGUACAGACCGCGUACAUACUCCACCACCGUUAGGGAAUACUUGCCGCCGUCUACUGAAGGAUACACUGCGCCUGAAUACUUACCACCACGCACUGAAAAGGUCGCUACAUUAGAAUACUUACCUCCUACGCAACAAUCUCGCGUAACUUACAAUAAUUACAACUAUAACACCGGAUCACAAUCAGAAGGUUUCGAUUACCAGCAGAGCUAUUCGGUUUCAUCAGAAGUACCGGUUUCGACAACAGCCGCACCCGUAACAAGAAAACAAAAUAUUGUCGUAGAGACUGCAAAGUCUCAAUUAUUAGGUUUCGGCGCAGUCGGACCGGAUGCCGGGCUUGUUACUACCUUCAGCACCGCGCGACCGACCGUCUCCACCGAGGGAACUUAUUUCGUGCGCAAUGAAGUAUCGUCAACUGCUACUCCUAAGGUCGUCGAAGUGACUCCAGCACCUAGAAGAUCACGGCCGAAAUACUUUAGACCGGUGACAACGACAACCGAAGCGCCAGUAUAUGUAGAGAGCACUUCAUAUCAAGCACCGGAAUACUUGCCUCCAGACGAAGGUCAAAAACAAAAUAUUUUCAACUACAAUUCUGAGUCCUCACAAAUUAAAUACAACCCAUACCAAAGCACAGAAAACACCGUAACCGUAUCGUCGACGCCCUCAUACGGUAGAAAGCAAAACAUCGUAGUAGAAACCGCAAAGUCUAAUCUAUUAGGUUUCGGUACGGUCGGACCUGACGCUGGAUUGAUUUCGCCCGCUACAUACUCUACAUCUGCACCUAUUGAUGUAUCGAGCACGGCCGGCGUCACAUCCACAUACGUACCAAUUAGACAAGAACUCAUCGAAGUUACAUCAGCCCGCGCCCCUCAGCGCAGAACGAAACCGAAAGUAGCGGUCGUGACCAAGAUUAACGAUUUCAACCCGCUUCUUGUCAGAAAGUUGGGAGCCGUGUGCAGUUGCCAGUCACCCGUUUUAGUUCUUAGAGGCAGAAGGCCCAACGUGCAAUCGCAGAUCAUCGACGAUUAUAGUGACGACGACGCGAACGUAGAUAUCGACGAAGGAUAUACACAGAGAACAUCCUACAGAUCUACUACGCCAGGAAUCAACACGGUCACGACGGCCACGCCAGUCGCGUCGUCCACGUUCAACCCGAUCAUAGUGCCCGAGGACUCGUACUACCAAGACUACCCGGAGGCGAGCAACGACAACAUCGUGAUCUCCCAAACGAGCAGAGGCCGCUCAGAAAACUACGUAUCGAGCACACCAGUCGCGUCGACGACGGAGCGCGUCACUAGAAUUAGACCGCGAGUUAAAUCCGUCACAAUCGCUCCCACCUACAAAACCGUCAUUCUGAACCAAGAAGUGGCGCCAGCAGCGGAAAGCCUAGAGACCGUAAACGUGGAGACGCAAACGUUCGACCGCUACGGGCCGGGCGGCUUGAGAAGCAGAGACGAAACACUGCAAGGGUCGAUAGACUGCAAGAAGGCGGGUCUGUUCCGGCACCCGCGGCAGUGCAACAAGUUCUACGCGUGUCGCUGGGACUGCACGAAGCAGCGCUUCACCCUGCACGUGUUCAACUGCCCCGUGCAGCUCAGCUUCGACCCGUCGCUGGGCGCCUGCAACUGGCCCAGCCAGGGGCCCGCCUGCCAGCACGACACGCUGCUCACCAACACGCUCUAAUGUCCCACGAACAUUGCUCUCCACGUGCCAUCGACAUCGUCACAACGUGUCCGCGAAACGAAAAACGAUCUAAUUGUAAAGAAAUAUUGUUUAAGUCGAAUCGAGUCUCUCUCCCCUGUUUACCUUUAGGCUUAUUUAUUUGUUUUAUUGUGUUAAUGUUAAUUCAUGUUUAUUUAUUACUCAUGGUCUUUUUAAGCUUUUUUAAAUCACGUUUCGGUAUUGUCAAUUCUAGUUACCUUUGUCUAGUUCAUUUAGAUGUAUAUUUUAUAUUAAGGAAGUCAUAUCUUGUAUGUUUAUAAAAGCGCUGUAAUGUAAAUAAAUCAUUUUAUUCAUAAAAA